AAAAAAAAAGAUAAUUGUUGCUAUCGCAAUGCAACGAAGUGAAAUUUGCAGAUAAAUAUGGAAGAAGCAUCUGGCGAUGUUGUCACUGAAAAAAAACUCACUUCACCUCUCUGUUUUCCUUUUUAUAAUGCUGGAAAAUUUUGCAAAUGCAUUGCUUGGUUUAUAAUAUUUUUAUCGGCUACUUUUCAUUUUUACAGAUUAUUCAAAAAUGAUUAUUCUGGUCACAAAUGCCCAUUAUUGUUUGAAUCGGGGUAUUGGAUUGGUCGUCAAUGGCAGCCAGAGGGAUGCAUUAUGCAUCGUUAUUCAAUAAGUGAGAUCAAAGUAUGUUUACACAAUCAAAAAGUUGCAUUUAUUGGUGACUCGCGCAUCAGAAGUGUGUACUAUGAAUUGGUUGAUUCCAUUGCUGAAACUGUUUCUGCUGGGAAAUUCCACGAAAAUCUUAAGUAUGAAGAUAAAGCAACAAAUACAUCAAUUGAAUUUUAUUGGUACCCUGAACUUACAGACACAAUGGAGCAACUUUUACUAGAUUGGAUUAAGAGCAGAGGUAAAAAACCAGAUGUUAUAAUCAUGGGGGUCGCAACUUGGACAAUUAAAAAAAAUUUACCUUUUCUUAGUGUUGAUUAUCAAGAAAAACUAAACUCAUUGUCUAGUAUCAUUAAACUUGUUGGGCAGAAUAUGAGUCAAAGCAAAGCAGAAAAAUAUGACCAUCUUUCAAGUCGAUUUCAUCAUGAACGCCAAGUGAUUUGGAUUCAACAAGAUCCUGUUGUUGAAAAAAAAUUAAGUGAUUCAAGAAAAACAAUUACAAAUAAAGAAAUUGAUAUUUAUAAUUAUGCUGCUCAAAAAAUUCUUCAGAAAACUGGUUAUGUACGCAUUUUAAAGUCAACUGCCUUGAUGGCUGCUGGAAUGCCAGAUGAGACAACAGAUGGUCUUCAUUAUUCAAAGUUUAUUCUUAAAUAUAAAGUGGAUGCUAUUCUAAAUAGCUUUUGCAAUAAUUACAUUUACCCAGAUGAUGCAUCAUGCUGCAAAGAUCUUGAGCGGAUCACUAAAUUACAAUUUAAUGCCUUUUCAGUUUUGGGAACUUGUGUUCUCUUAUGGAUUCUAAUGGUUUUUACAAGAAAAAUAAGACAAAUUAAUAUCAAAGGUUUGACACCUGAAGAAGUUAAAGGAUAUGAUUCUUUUUCAACUGCUCCUUGGUUAUACUCUGAAAAGAUGUAUGUUGUCAUUAAAAACAUGGCUAAACUUUCUGGUAUUAUGUUAUACAUAUUUCUGGCUGAUAGUUCAUUCUUAUAUGAUAAAUCUCACAAACAGUAUUCACCAACUGCUUUCUUCGUGGUUUUAGCUGUUUUAUUUGUUGCAGGGGUUGCUGUUAGAAGAAAAACAAAUACUUCUUUAGUUUUAAAUGAUGAUCAAAUUGGUGAGUUUAAAGGAUGGCUUAUUCUGGUCAUCAUAUUAUACAAUUACACUGAUGUUCAAAAGAUUCUGCCUGUUUUUGUCAAUGUUCGUUUGGCUUUUUCAUUUCUCUUGUUUUUGUUUGGUUUCUCCCAUUACAAGUAUUUUUGGUAUUCAAAUAGUUUUCACUUAUAUAAAGUCUGCAAGAUAUUGGCACACAUGAACAUUUUUUGUGUCGUUGUAUGCUUAAUUAUGGGUCACACAUACCAAUAUUAUUUGCUGCUUCCAAUGUUAUCUUUAUGGUUCAUUGUUAUAUAUUUUUUCAUGGUUUCAUUUCCUCGUACAACGCACAAUAUUGUUGUUAAUCAACCUAUAUCAAACAAUUGGAUGAUUGCCAAGUUUUCACUGAUGUUUGCUUUAGUUUUUAUUGUUUGGGGAAAUGAGACAGUGUGUGAUUGGUUGUUUAAUCUUUUUCCUUUUCGAGAGCUUUUUGUUGGUAGCGAUGGCACAAUUGAACAAUGGAAGUACAGUUCUAGUCUUCACAGAUAUUCAGUAUUAUUUGGCAUGUUGACUGCAUAUAUCUAUGUGACCUUGAAGCGCUACCAUUUGCUUGAUGAAGAAGAGAAAUGGCUCUUUGCUAACUAUAAAUUUUCAAUUGGAUUUCUCAUUGGAUCAAUUUGUGCUUUUUUGGGUUAUCAAAUACAAGCAUUUACUUGUCACACAAAAGAGUUUUGUGAUCACACUCAUUCUUUAGCAUCUUUUAUUCCUGUAGUAUCGUUUGUGGUGAUGCGCAAUAUUUCAGCAAGAUUUAGAUCCCAGUACAGCGUAUUAUUUGCCUGGAUUGGCGAUAUGGCAUUAGAGCUUUUUGUAGUACACCACCAUAUCUGGUUGGCAAAUGAUAGCUACGGAGUUCACGUACUCAUUCCUGAUUAUGUAACUGUUAACGCGCUGGUGACGUCAUUUACUUUUAUAUGUGUUGCUCACGAAGUUAAAGAAAUUCGCAAAAUUUUAGCUGACGCAUUAAUAAUAAAGGACGUCAUGGUGAUGUUAAGGAGACUGAUUUUGUUUUUAUUUAUGUUAGUAAUUGUUUGGUGGCACAAAAUUCAUGACGUAAAACCGACUCGUUAUAAACCCCAUUAAAGUGGAAAUAUGCAUCCAGUGAACCAGUCUAAUGCCUUUAAAAAACGAUAACUUUGUUUCCUGACAAGCAAAGGUUUCCCAUUAGAAAAAUUUAAUAUGGGAUUGACUUUAAAAUCUAAUAUAUUUAAAGAAGUUUUAAAAAAGUAGUUUGAAAAUAGGUAAAUCGUAUCGCGUAACUUUUAUAGUAUUUUUUACUAGAAUUUCUGUUAAAUUACUAUAUCUUGUAUCUUUUAAAAAUUUUAAUUUGGAGUACUUUUUUAUAGUACGUUAGAUAACUUGGAGUACUUAUUUAUAGUACGUUAAAAACAUUAAUUUGGAAUACUUAUUUAAAGUAUGUUAAAAACUUUAAUUUGAAGUACGUAUUAUAAAUAUACGUAGAUAAAUCUUCUAGAAUUGCAAAUCAUUUAUGAUCGUUAAUUAACAACGCUCUAACCAAUGACUUUUUCAAUAUAACUCUUAUAAACUGAUAUUGAUAACUGAUAUAGUUAUAGUUGUUAAAACUGAUGUAAUAGAAAAAAUGGAAAAAAACACAUACUAAAACUUUUUUAA
This is a messenger RNA of Hydra vulgaris (swiftwater hydra), 3078 nucleotides long. RefSeq names its product N-acetylneuraminate 9-O-acetyltransferase. The record is from RefSeq and is a predicted model, not a curated record. Lineage: Eukaryota; Metazoa; Cnidaria; Hydrozoa; Anthoathecata; Hydridae.